UGUAGCCGGAGGGCGGGUUGUACCUUAGGGAGGAAGCCGAAACGUGAGAGUAGUCGCGCCGUCGGGUCUCUCCGCGUCUCCCCGGCGUAUCCUAGUUUGCCAUGGCUUUAACCGGGACGACGACGGCCGCCGCCGCCGGAAUCCUUCUCGUCUGCUGCUGCUUUCACAGUUGCCGAGGUCAGUACGGGAACCAUCUGAACCAGUAUAUUCAGCAUUAUGAGGGCCUGUCGUACGACACCGCAGCCCUCCACAGCAGCCACCAGAGAGCCAAGAGAGCCCUCGCUCACCACGACAAGAUCGUGUCGCUGGACUUCCACGCUCACGGAAGAGAUUUCAACUUGCGAAUGAAGAGAGACACGUCCACAUUCUCCCCAGAUGUCGUCAUCGAGGUAUCAGGAGAAGACGUGCCCGUUGACACCUCCCACAUUUACUCCGGAGAAAUCUUCGGUGAAGAGGGCUCCCUGACGCAUGGCUCUGUGGUGGAGGGACGCUUCGAAGGCUUCAUCCAAACCCAGCAGGGAACAUACUACGUGGAACCCUCCGAGCGGUACCUGAAAGACCAGGAAGUCCCUUUCCACUCCAUCAUCUAUCACGAGGAUGACAUCAAUUAUCCUCAUAAGUACGGCUCCGAGGGCGGCUGUGCCGACCACUCCGUGUUUGAGAGGAUGCGGAAAUACCAGGAAUCUGCAGUGGGGGAGUCAGUCAAGCGGGCCGGCGGUGUGAUGGAGGAGGAGGAGCAUGGCCACGGUCCAGUCGUCUUGAGGAGGAAGAGGGCAGCGAGCGUAGAAAAAAACACUUGCCAGCUCUUCAUCCAGACCGAUCACCUCUUCUUCCAGUACUACAACACGCGGGAGGUGGUCAUCGCUCAGAUCUCCAGCCACGUGAAGGCAAUCAACUCCAUUUACCAGAGCACGGACUUCAUGGGCAUCCGGAACAUCAGCUUCAUGGUCAAAAGGGUUAAGAUAAACACCACCCUUGACGAGAAGGACCGGACCAACCCCUUCCGCUUCCCCAACAUUGGAGUGGAGAAGUUUUUAGAGCUGAACUCGGAGCAGAAUCACGACGACUACUGCUUGGCCUACGUCUUCACCGACAGGGACUUCGACGACGGGGUGCUGGGCUUGGCCUGGGUCGGGGCUCCCUCAGGGAGCUCAGGGGGCAUCUGUGAGAAGAGUAAGCUGUACUCUGAUGGCAAGAGAAAGUCUCUGAACACCGGCAUCAUCACUGUGAAAAACUACGCCUCCCACGUCCCCCCCAAGGUCUCACAUAUCACCUUCGCCCAUGAAGUCGGCCACAACUUUGGCUCUCCUCAUGACUCUGGGAUCGAGUGCACGCCAGGUGAGUCCAAGAUGCAGGACAAGAAGGAGCGGGGCAACUACAUCAUGUACGCCAGAGCGACGUCCGGAGACAAACUGAACAACAACAAGUUCUCCAUCUGCAGCAUUCGCAACAUCAGCCAGGUGCUGGACAAGAAGAGGGGCAACUGCUUUGUUGAGUCGGGCCAGCCUAUCUGCGGUAAUGGGCUGGUGGAGGCAGGGGAGCAGUGCGACUGCGGCUUCAACGAUCAGUGUAAAGACUCCUGCUGCUACGACGCCAAUGAGGCCGAGGGCAAGAAGUGCAAACUGAAGCCGGGCAAGAUCUGCAGUCCCAGUCAGGGUCUGUGCUGCACCCCAGAGUGCACCUAUGAGGGCACCACCAGGAGCUGCCGGCCGGAGUCGGAGUGUGCUCAUGAGGGGAUGUGUAACGGAGCCUCGUCUCAGUGCCCCACCUCGGAACCCAAAGCCAACUUCACCGCCUGCCACGGAGACACGCAAGUCUGCCUCAAUGGGGGCUGCUCCGGCUCCAUCUGCGAGAAGUACGGUCUGGAGAUGUGUACCUGUGCCAGCCAGGAUGGCCAAGAUGAGGCGGCCGAGCUGUGUCACGUCUGCUGCAUGGACAAAUUGAAACCCAACACCUGCAGCAGCACUGCCUCGGACAGAUGGUUGGACUUCUUCAGCAAGAAGGUCACCACACUUCAGCCCGGCUCGCCCUGCAACGACUUCAAGGGCUACUGCGACGUCUUCAUGAAGUGUCGGCUGGUGGACGCCGAUGGACCGCUGGCCAGGCUAAAGAAGGCCAUCUUCAACGCAGAGCUCUACGAGAACAUUGCCGAAUGGAUUGUGGCUCACUGGUGGGCUGUGCUGCUAAUGGGCAUUGCGCUCAUCAUGCUAAUGGCCGGUUUCAUCAAGAUCUGCAGCGUCCACACUCCCAGCAGCAACCCCAAGCUCCCCCCACCCAAACCACUGCCAGGUACACUGAAGAGGAGGCGAGCCCAGCAAGCAAACGCCCAGGCCCAGCGCCACCACCGCCAGCCCAGGGAGAACUACCAGAUGGGCCAGAUGAGACGCUGAGACGCCGCUCUGCCCUUUGCCUUGGUUCUCUCUAGUGCCUACGACAGGAGCGCUUCUCCCCAAAGACUUUACUUUUCCCACCACCUACUGCGAAACUCUGAAAACUGGCAACACGAGUUCUUUCACUGGACAGAGCCCGGCGUUUCCCAGGGCCGAACAAACCCACCAAGCACCUCGUCUACCAACAGCAGGGGCUCCAACAGAACACAGCAGCAACGUUCUCAAGGAAGAACCGCUGGAGAUAAAAAAAAAAAUCCUGGUUUCUGUUACGUGGUCCUCCUUUUUUAUUUGAAACCUUUGCUUUUUUGUGUUAUUAGGAUACAGGAGAACAGGAGAUUCUCUUCUUCCCCCCUUCAUUUACGCUCCUCUCCAGUUCCUCCUCCCUGAGGUGCUGCCGCCAUCAGCAGGAUGACAGGACUGCAAGUUGCAUAUGUUUUUGCUGCCAAUCAAAAUGCAGGAAAGGAGACCUUUUGCCAAUGUAAUUUAGAUUGUUUUAAAUGAAAACGACGUAAAAAUAACUGAAGCUUUUAUUUGUAAAGCAUACAUGUCCUCUCUGCGGGCAAUUGUACAGAUAUUGCAGUGUAGGGUUUUUGUAUGUGUGUGUGUGUGUGUGUGUGUGUGUGUGUGUUUCAUAUGAAAUUAAUUUUCUGCUUUCUGAUGAAGAUUAUUUACCAUUUUAAUUCACUUUUCUCAGGAUUAAUAAAAUAAAUCAGAAAGUAGUGUGUGUGUGUGUGUGUGUGUGUGUGUGUGUGUGUGUGUGUGUGUGUGUGUGUAUGGGGGGCGGCAAAGCUGAAAAAGAUGGCCGCCCGCUUAAGUACCCCAGAAGAGGGAGAGCAGCGCCUGGCUUGUUUGUUAUGGUUGGACUGGUUCUCAGUACUGGUAUGUUAUGGUUGGACUGCUUCUCAGUACUAGUGUGUGAUGGUUGGACUGGUUCUCAGUACUGGUGUUAUGGUUGGACUGGUUCUCAGUACUGGUAUGUUAUGGUUGGACUGCUUCUCAGUACUGGUGUGUGAUGGUUGGACUGGUUCUCAGUACUGGUGUGUGAUGGUUGGACUGGUUCUCAGUACUGGUGUGUGAUGGUUGGACUGGUUCUCAGAACUGGUGUGUGAUGGUUGGACUGGUUCUCAGUACUGGUGUGUCGUAACUGCCCUGCGAUGGAGAGGCGUGUGGUGAUCUCAUGACAGGAUGUACUGAACGGCUGAAUAAGAUGAGGGAGACAUCUGACUGAAGAAGAACGUGAGGUUCGGAGGGGCGAUGGCCCAUUGGGAGGUUGUGGCGUGACAUGGCUUCAUUAAGUAGAGUGAAUCUUUCAUCCAAGUCCGGUGGGAGGUUCUCCAGCAGCGAUGCACCGUGGGGUCGAGUUUACCAGCAGGAGAAACACUUUCUAGCUUGAUAGUAUCACAGCUUCAUCGUCUUACCGCUAUUCUUCUCUGACUGGACGCUUUGACGGACGGACGGACUUUUGAGUGGCGUGUAAAACAACCACAUCAUAUGUCAGACGAGACACGGGUGGGAUUCGGGGAGGCAAAGUGGGGGAACGUUCAUUGUUUUGGUGUGAAAGGCCUGUUUACCAAGAGCUGAUGUAGUGUCUUCGGGCGGGAAGCUCGGUGGGAGGUGUAAAGCAGCGUUGGGAGUCAUCACAGAACCAGUCGGUAGGUCCGGCUGGACCCUCUCUGGUUUUUAUUUUGCCUCGGGGAAUAGCGUCUUAUCCGGGGCUGUUAUGAUGGACGUGACCGUCACAAACCAUUGUGGGUGGAGUCCUCUUUGCUUCGGCCUUUUAUUACGAAUACACUGAUCUAUUUUUCCAGACCAAGAACCUGUCUGGCUUUAAUAUAAUUGUCGCUUUUACUUGUAUUUACUUGCAAUUCAGAUUUUUUUUUGUGUAUGUGUGUGUGUAUGGGGGGGGGGGGGGGAGAAAUGUGUCACUUUAAAAAAAACAUGAAAAUUAAUCUUUUUUAUUUUAUUGUGGCUUAAUAGGUGUGGAUAUCCAGCCGAUUCAGGCUGGUGUUAACCGAAAUAUUACACAGGGCAGAGAAAUCGGCGGUCUCUCAGCGCCGCUGCCGUUUCCCCGUCGGCUCUGCAGCGACGAGGGCUCGGGUCAGCGUCACUCGGUCUGUGUCACCACGUUGAAAACAAUGUGCUCGCGUUGAAGCACAGCUUGACUGAAGCCAGGGAACGUGGAUCACUGAUCUUAAGAUGGGUUCGCCUUUUUCCAAACCCAGACAGCAUCAUUAAGAGUCACACAAACGAAACCGUCACUGAAUGGUUCGGUACUGAGAGACGUACCAAGUCCUCUGUCUGGUCUUCAGUGCGGUCCAAUGGGGCAAUCCUUCCAGGCUUCCAAAACCGUGGGCGGCACGGUCGCCCAGGGGUUAGCACCGUCGCCUCGCAGCGAGAAGGUCCUGGGUCCGAAACCCGGGGUUGUCCAACCUUGGGGGUCAUGCCAGGUCGUCCUCUGUGUGGAGUUUGCAUGUUCUCCCCGUGUCUGGGUGGGUUUUCUCCGGGUGCUGCGGUUUCCCCCACCAUCAGAAAGACAUGCAUGUUAGGGUUAAUACUCCUGUCUGUGCCCCUGACCGAAGCAUGGCAAGACCAGCUGGAGUCGGUCCCCGGGUGCUGCACGGCGGCCGCCCACUGCUCCUAGCUACACAGCUAGGAUGGCUUAAAUGCAGAGCAAUUUCCCUACAGGAUCAAUGGAGUAUAUCCAAAUCAAAAUCCAGAUAAAACAAAGUAAAAAUCUCUUUACUUGAAAACGAGAAGCUCCGCAAUAGUCAGACAGCUCAUAAAGUGAUCCGCUGAAAAUAAAGUUUCGAACCCUGCUUUUUUAAUCAAGUUAAAAAACUUAAUUUUACACAUCCCCAGUACAUUGUCCCUGCUACCUCCGUGUCUGUUUUAGCAGGAAGUUAGUCCAAGCUGCAGGAAGUUGGUUCAAGUCAAAUUAUAUUUUGCAGCCAUUCAAAGCUGAAUAACCUUAAGAUAAAUGAAUAGAAUAGAAUAGAAUACUCGUUGUCAUUUGUACAUACAUAGCAUGAAAUUCCUCUCUGCAUGAAGCCCGUCCUAGCUGUGUAGCUAGGAGCAGUGGGCAGCUGCAGCACCCGGGGACCAACUCCACUUAUUUCUUUCCACUGCCUUGCUCAGAGACACAGGCAGGAGUAUUAACCCUAACAUGCAUGUCUUUUUGAUGGUGGGAGGAAACCCACGCAGGCAUGAGGAGAACAUGCAAACUCCACACAGAAAGGACCUGGGACGGCCCGGGGUUCGAACCCGGGACCUUCUUGCUGUGAGGCAGCAGUGUUGACCACUGGGCCACCGUGCCAGAAGAAGAUAAGUCAGGCUGUACUGUGAGCUUUCCAUUUACACACACACAAAUUUUAUAUAUAUA
Messenger RNA from Lampris incognitus (smalleye Pacific opah), 5769 nucleotides. RefSeq names its product ADAM metallopeptidase domain 10a (gene adam10a). Gene Ontology annotation, biological process: Notch signaling pathway; membrane protein ectodomain proteolysis. The transcript is spliced from 16 exons. Gene Ontology annotation, molecular function: metalloendopeptidase activity involved in amyloid precursor protein catabolic process. Bases 102 to 2390 code for a protein of 762 amino acids. The record is from RefSeq and is a predicted model, not a curated record. Lineage: Eukaryota; Metazoa; Chordata; Actinopteri; Lampriformes; Lampridae. Gene Ontology annotation, cellular component: synaptic membrane; plasma membrane.